AUGGAGGUCCUUUUGGGAAUCACUGGGAAGGACUUCACUAUCAUUGCAGCAUCCAAGGCUGCGAUGCGGGGCGCCACCAUCCUCAAGGCAUCCGAUGACAAGACCAGAGCUCUUAACAAGCAUACACUUCUCGCAUUCUCUGGAGAGGCCGGCGACACAGUGCAAUUUGCCGAAUACAUUCAACGAAAUGCCCAGCUCUACUCGAUGCGAAACGAGUCCGAUCUUUCUCCGUCUGGCCUGGCUCACUUUGUUCGUGGAGAGCUAGCCACCAGUCUGCGAUCUCGAAAGCCCUACAAUGUCAACCUCCUCAUGGGUGGUGUUGACCCCAUCACUGGCAAGCCUUCGCUCUACUGGCUCGACUAUCUAGCGUCGCUAGCAGAUGUUCCUUAUGCUGCGCAUGGAUACGCACAAUACUACUGCCUGUCUAUCCUCGAUAAGCACCAUCACCCCGAUAUCACACUCCACCAGGGCAUCAAGAUCCUGACAAUGUGUACCGACGAGCUGAAGCGCCGGUUACCAAUCGACUUCAAGGGCAUGGUGGUAAAGGCGGUCAAGGCCGAUGGGAUUGUCGACAUAGAGUUUGAUGAUGACAAGGUUGUCAAAUGUGCUUGA
Molecule: messenger RNA, 612 nt
Organism: Fusarium mangiferae
Lineage: Eukaryota; Fungi; Ascomycota; Sordariomycetes; Hypocreales; Nectriaceae
Product: putative multicatalytic endopeptidase complex chain PRE1
Exons: 4
Coding region: 1-612 (203 amino acids)
Biological process (GO): proteasomal protein catabolic process
Cellular component (GO): proteasome core complex; proteasome core complex, beta-subunit complex; nucleus
Molecular function (GO): peptidase activity
Source: RefSeq, a predicted model, not a curated record